This is a messenger RNA of Eufriesea mexicana, 724 nucleotides long. RefSeq names its product Mitochondrial cardiolipin hydrolase zuc (gene zuc). Gene Ontology annotation, cellular component: mitochondrion. Gene Ontology annotation, biological process: piRNA processing. The record is from RefSeq and is a predicted model, not a curated record. The transcript is spliced from 4 exons. Gene Ontology annotation, molecular function: RNA endonuclease activity producing 5'-phosphomonoesters, hydrolytic mechanism. Lineage: Eukaryota; Metazoa; Arthropoda; Insecta; Hymenoptera; Apidae. Bases 75 to 656 code for a protein of 193 amino acids.
GGUCUAAAUCUACGAACAUAUGCAAGAUUCCGAAAGCCAGUAUUUACAAGUCGAAACAAAACAUCUCAGAAGUUAUGUUUUUUACAAAGGAAUCUAGUCUUUGUCGAAUACAUUUCGCUGACAAACAGACUUGCCUCAAAGACAGUUGUCCGGUUCGAUAUUUGAGGAAGUUGGAAAGUUAUAUACACCAGACGACACGGAGUUUAGAUGUUUGCAUGUACAUGUUAACAUGCCAAUUGUUAUCAAAUGCAAUCGUGGAAGCUCAUAAACGAGGCGUAUUGGUUCGAAUAAUAAUGGAUCUGCAAAUGGCUUGCACCGAUGCCGCCCAAACGUCAUUAUUCCAUAAUAACGGGGUGCCGCUGAGAUUAGUGUAUAACGAUGUUUUGAUGCACCAUAAAUUUGUGAUCGUAGACAACGCUAUAGUAAUUACUGGUAGCACGAAUUGGACAAUGUCUGCAUUUUUUGGGAAUUUCGAUCACGUAGUAGUAACCAAUCAACAUUUGCUGGUGCAGCCGUUCGUCGUCGAAUUCGACAGGUUGUGGAAGACAUUUUCAAAGUCACAAGAAAAAUAUGUGGACGAGCCUUCAGUCGAUAGCAGCUUACAAGCCAGUACGAAAUUUCAUACGGAAGAGGAAGUCGAGAUGUGCUCUGUAUAAACGGUGGAAGAGUGGCUGGUGCAGGCGCUACUGCACCAGGUGCGACAGGAACACGAAGUACGAGAACA